AUGGAGGAUUUCUCAGGAGUCGAAUUUAAAAUCCUCCAAAAAAUUGGGCAGGGAAGUUUUGGCAAGAUAUAUGUUGUCGAACAUCCAGUCACAAAACAGAAAUACGCGAUGAAAUUAGAAAGUUUCGACGUCCGAGUUCCACAAGUCUUAUAUGAAGGCCAAAUGUAUAACAUCCUGGCAGGUGGCCCUGGUAUUCCACAUAUUUAUUCAAUAAGUUCAAACGAAAAAGGAAAUUACAUUGUUAUCGACUUACUUGGCAAAUCUCUUGAGUCAUUAUUGAAUAUCUGUCAUCGCAAACCAUCAUUGAAGACAGUUCUUAUGCUUGCCGAUCAAAUGAUUGCUUCGAUUGAAUUUUUACAUUCAAAAGGUUUUAUUCAUCGCGAUAUUAAGCCGGAUAACUUCAUUAUUGGCUUAGGACGAAAUUCUAAUAGACUUUUCAUGAUUGAUUUCGGUCUUUCAAAAAGAUACAAAAAUCCAACUACAGGAGAACAUAUUCCAUACAGAGAAGGAUUGUCAUUAUCAGGCACAGCUAGGUACGCAUCAAUUCCUGCAUUAACAGGCGUUGAACAGUCGAGAAGAGAUGAUUUGGAAGGAUUAGCGUAUGUUUUGAUUUAUUUACUCAAAGGAAGUCUUCCAUGGCAAGGAAUAAACUGUACUGAUAAAUUUGAGAAGCAUUACAGGAUCGCAGGAGCAAAAAUUUCAGUUCAAUUAACAGAAUUAUGUUCAGGUCUUCCAGGUGAGUUCAGACACUUCUUAGAAUACGCGCGAGGUUUAGAUUUCUACGAAACACCAGAAUAUUCACGUUACAGAGACAUGUUUCGUCGAUUAUUUGAAUCUAAAGGUUAUAAAUACGAUUACAUCUACGAUUGGGACAUUGCAAAAGAAGACAAAUAUGAUGUAACCGUUGCCAGUUCAUGUUCAAGCUCAGGAGGAGCUCCUCCAAAGUUAUUUUACAAACGACACCAUUUUGCAGUUGAUUCUAUUGAUAGUCGUGCAGCAUAUACUCGUUUGGAUGACGAUGACCAACAAAACACCCCUGAUUUCGAUAAAAAAGAAAAUCAUCAUAAAAAUUAUCCAGAAAAUCUCAUGAAAGCUAUCGAAAAGUAUGGAUUGAAAGUAUCACCAAAGAAAUCAGCAAAAGAUAAUGCUGAAAAACCUAAAAAACAAUAUGAAAAAGAAAAUUUCAAAGAAGAAGCUAAAGAAGAAUCCAAAAAGCAUCGAACACAUCAUAAAAGUCAUCAGAAGUCAUCAAACAGUCGCUCAAAUCCAGAAAAAAUCAGUAGUAGCCAAAAUUCAAACUCGAAUUCGAAACCAAUUAAAGAAUCAUCCAGUAGCAACAGUAAAUCAUCGAAGAAGAAGUCCAGUGAUUACAAAGAUAAAGGAAAACCAUUAGUUCCUUCAUCAGAUCUCGAAAGAUUUUAUCAAAAACCUAAAAAAGAGAAAGGAUCAAUUGGGUCAAGACAUAAACCAAUAAUAGAACAUCAUGAGCCUCCGAAACCAUCCAGAAAAGCUAAGUAUGAUGAUGAUUUCGAACAUGAUGCAAUUUUGAAUGCAGUAAACUCAUUACAGAAGAUGAAAGAAGAAGGUUUCCUUGAUGAACCACCAGCUAAAGUCCCAGAACAGCUCAAGCUCCAAAGAAAUUCCUCAAAUAGAAAAUCACCUCAAAAAUUAAUUGACCAAGGACCUCGGGAGAUCACAAAUUCUGCUGAUUUGAGGAAGGCAAUAAGAGAAAACAUAAAACUCAGAAGAAAAGAAGAAAUAAUGAACUCAACACCUGUAAUUUCAUUGAAUUACAGGGAUGAUAAUGAUAAUGAUGAUACUAGAAGGCAUAGGCAUCAUUCUAGUAGACAUCAUAACUAA
This is a messenger RNA of Trichomonas vaginalis G3, 1860 nucleotides long. RefSeq names its product casein kinase-related family. The record is from RefSeq and is a predicted model, not a curated record. Gene Ontology annotation, cellular component: cytoplasm; nucleus. Gene Ontology annotation, molecular function: protein serine/threonine kinase activity; ATP binding. The transcript has a single exon. NCBI's taxonomy places the organism in Eukaryota, Parabasalia, Trichomonadida, Trichomonadidae. Gene Ontology annotation, biological process: endocytosis; peptidyl-serine phosphorylation; signal transduction. The coding region runs from base 1 to 1860 and encodes 619 amino acids.